Messenger RNA from Mycosarcoma maydis (corn smut), 2592 nucleotides. RefSeq names its product putative AAA family ATPase SEC18. Bases 1 to 2592 code for a protein of 863 amino acids. The record is from RefSeq and is a predicted model, not a curated record. Gene Ontology annotation, molecular function: ATP hydrolysis activity; ATP binding. Gene Ontology annotation, cellular component: Golgi stack. Gene Ontology annotation, biological process: Golgi to plasma membrane protein transport; SNARE complex disassembly; intra-Golgi vesicle-mediated transport. NCBI's taxonomy places the organism in Eukaryota, Fungi, Basidiomycota, Ustilaginomycetes, Ustilaginales. The transcript has a single exon.
AUGGCAGGGUUUCUCAGAGGCGGUGGCUCCGGUGGCGCCGGCUACGGUAGAGUCAGCAGCGGCGCAGGAGGAAGCAACCCUUAUGGCGACGGUGGCAGCAAUCCCUAUACGUCUGCUUCAUCUGGACGACAAGCUGCGGCGGGCUAUGGCGGUGGAGGAGCAGGCUUUGGUGGUGCUGGUUUCUCAGCAGGUGACGUUGGCAAUACACAUCGCUCCAGCGGCGCUGCAGGUUAUCGCGGUGGUGGAGCUGGCUUCUCGGGCGGCGCGGGCGGUGCUGGCUAUGGCUCGGAAAAAGCACCACCCCAACGUGUUCCUCGCAACGGCCAUCUCAUCGUCAAGUGCCCCGAGCAGCUCAUCCAAUCCAACUGCAUCGUUGUCAAUGCCCAGGAAUGGGGUUCCACGCAAUACGUGCUUGUCAACGGUAUGAACGUCUUCACCGCUACAUCCGAUACAACAGGCACGAUCCAACCGGGCACGCUUGGCACAGCACUGCUGCAACGACAGUGGGCUGGUCUUUCUUUCCCCGGUGACGUCGUUCAGGCCGAGAGCUACGAUCCGUUCGCGUUCGGAAACAGCGUCUAUCUGGGCAGCAUCGACAUCGAGGUGGCCUACCUGAGCAAAGGAGAGGUCGCGCCGCAAGCAUAUGAUACCGAUGAGAUGGCCAAGCGAUUUACGCGCGCCUUCGAGAACCAUAUUUUCACCGUUGGCCAGCUGCUCGUGUUCGAGUUCAAAGGCAUGAACAUGAAGGCUGUUGUCACAGGUGUGGAUGUCGUCGAGCUGCACGAGAUCCAAGGAGGCAACAACGCACCGCCCGGCAAGCAUGGCGCGUCUCACCAAAGUCAAUCCGACCGUGGCAUUUUGAUUGCUCAGACCCAAGUCAACUUCGCUGCCGCACAGAAUGGUGGAGUCAAGCUUAAGGCUUCCGCCAACCGUCCCCCGCCCAACGCAAUCUUGCAACCGAACUUCAAAUUUGAGGAUAUGGGUGUUGGCGGUCUCGACAAGGAGUUCGCCAACAUCUUUCGACGAGCUUUUGCCUCUCGAAUUUUCCCGCCGGCGCUCGUUGAAAAGCUUGGCAUCCAGCACGUCAAGGGUAUGGUGCUCUAUGGCCCUCCUGGUACCGGUAAGACGCUGCUUGCUCGCCAGAUUGGAAAGAUGCUUAACGCUCGCGAGCCCAAGAUUGUCAAUGGUCCCGAAGUGUUCAACAAGUACGUCGGUGGUAGUGAGGAAAACGUCCGCAAGCUCUUUGCCGAUGCAGAGGCAGAGCAAAAGGCCAAGGGAGACGAAUCGCAGCUGCACAUUAUCAUCCUUGACGAGCUCGAUGCAAUGGUAAGACAGCGUGGCUCCGGCGGAGCGGGUGCCACCUCAGCGGGCGACAACGUCGUCAACACGCUUCUUGCCAAGCUUGACGGUGUCGAACAGCUUAACAACAUUCUUGUAAUCGGUAUGACGAACCGACUCGACAUGAUCGACGAAGCACUCCUCCGUCCCGGUCGUCUUGAGGUGCACGUCGAAGUCAGCCUGCCCGAUGAGUUUGGCCGUCGCCAGAUUCUCAACAUUCACACAAGCAAGAUGCGCUCCAACGGCGUCAUGGACAGCGACGUCAAUAUUGACGAGCUGGCUGCCCUAACCAAGAACUUUUCUGGUGCCGAGAUUGCUGGUCUCAUCAAGUCUGCCACUUCCUUCGCUUUCAAUCGCCACGUCAAGGUGGGGACCAUGGCUGGUAUUUCAAACGACGUCGAGAACAUGAAGGUGCAGCACCAGGACUUCUUGAAUGCGCUAGAAGAAGUCAAGCCGGCCUUCGGUGUCGCCGAAGAGGAGCUAUCGCAAGUGGUGCAAAACGGCAUCAUGCAUUUUGCCCCACAUAUUGACGUAAUUCUCCGCGAUGGUCACCUUCGUGUCGAGCAAGUACGUACGUCGCAGCGAACACCACUCGUCACCGUCUUGCUGCACGGCCCUCCCGGCUCGGGUAAGACUGCGCUUGCUGCCACCAUUGCGAUUGCCUCUGACUAUCCUUUCAUAAAGCUCAUUUCGCCCGAAAGCAUGAUCGGAAUGGGCGAUGCACAAAAGAUCAACUACCUCAACAAGGUGUUCAACGAUGCUUACAAGUCACCCAUGUCGAUCAUUGUGAUUGACAACAUCGAAAAGAUUGUCGAGUGGGUGCGCAUCGGCCCUCGAUUCUCCAACUCGGUACUUCAGGCGCUUGCUGUUCUGCUGGGCAAGCGACCACCCAAGGACAAGCGACUGUUGGUGCUGGCGACAACGUCGAACAGAACCAUGCUGCACGAGAUGGAGAUGCUCAACGCCUUUAUUGCCGAGAUUCGGGUGCCCAACAUUACGUCGCUCAGGAGCGUUGAUCAUGUGGUGCGACAGAUGCAGCUGUUCGACAACGAGAACGAUAUCCAGAGAUGCCAGCAAUUGCUGGCCCAGGCUGGAUUGGGCGAGGAGGGUCGACUCAACAUUGGCAUUAAGAAGUUGCUGUCCGAGAUCGAGAUGGCCCGACUCGACAACGAUCCUGCAGACCGACUUGCCUCGAGCUUGUCGAGCGUGCAGAGCACGGCCAUUGAUGUAGACAUUGACGUGGGGCUCAACUAG